AUGAAAAUUAAACUCUUUAUAAAACAUAUUGACGAAAAAAAGUUGGAUCAUUUUCCGAAUUGUAAAGAGGCUGUUGAGGAAGCUGGAAUUAAUUUUCAUUGGAAAAUUGAUAAAAUGAAGGAUAUUUUAAUACAACUGCAAUCUCAAUUCAGCGACAGAUUUGGUGAUUUUGAAAAAGUUUCAAGUAAACUGAAGGUGUUUGCAAACCCUUUUUCAUGUGAUAUUGAGGAAGUACCGAGUAAUUUACAAAUGAACAUGAUUGAUCUCCAAUCUAAUGAUGUUCUUAAAAGCACUUUCUAUGAACUCAAAGAUCUUGUUAAGUUUUAUGGUAGCUUGCCUUCUGAUUUUGACGAAUUGAAAAAGUUUGCUCAGCAGUUCAUUACAAUUUUUGGUAGCACUUAUUUAUGCGAACAAACUUUUUCAAUUGUCAAUUACAGAAAAAAUAAAUGUUCAUCUCGUCUCACAGAUGAGCAUUUGAGAGCCAUUCUACGAAUUGCAACUACAAAUAUGACAGCUAACAUACAAGAAAUAGCCUCCCAAAUACAACCUCAGACAUCACACUGA
Molecule: messenger RNA, 564 nt
Organism: Parnassius mnemosyne (clouded apollo)
Lineage: Eukaryota; Metazoa; Arthropoda; Insecta; Lepidoptera; Papilionidae
Source: the annotation of a GenBank genome assembly